Molecule: messenger RNA, 3846 nt
Organism: Plasmodium malariae
Lineage: Eukaryota; Apicomplexa; Aconoidasida; Haemosporida; Plasmodiidae
Product: AAA family ATPase, putative
Exons: 1
Coding region: 1-3846 (1281 amino acids)
Biological process (GO): proteolysis
Cellular component (GO): chloroplast thylakoid
Molecular function (GO): ATP hydrolysis activity; ATP binding; ATP-dependent peptidase activity
Source: RefSeq, a predicted model, not a curated record
AUGAAGACCAGAAAUGACAAAAGGACGAACGUCGAGCAAGCGAUGAGCGACUACCUGAUUAACCUGAGUAAUAUUUACAAAAACUCUUAUGUGUUAAGUGAUACUGAAAAUAAUGAAAAGAAAGUGUGGGGAAAAACAAACUAUUCGAAGCUAGAAUUAGUGAGGAAGGAAAAUAGUAUGGCAAGAGGGGGGGGGAGUAGCACUAACCAAAUCAGUAGCAGUAGUAACAAUAGCAAUAAAAUGAGUGGAAGUAAUAUUAGUAGGAACAAUAACAGUAGUAAUAAUAACAAUAGCAAUAGCAAUUGCAAUAGUAGCAGCAGUAGAAGUAGAAGUAAUAGUGCCGCUACCAACAGCAGUGGUGGUAGUACCAAAGAUGAUGAUUCGAGCGCCGAAAAAAGUAAAUCGCAAUAUUAUGAAGAUAUUAUGAAUAGCAUUUUUACAAUAAAAGAAAGAGAAAUAUAUAGGAACAUAAAGAGACUAAUGAAGAAUGAAAAAAAUUAUUUGGACAUUGAAACAAAUGAAUAUUUAUAUUGUUAUGUAUUUAUAUUGGCAAUAAAAAAAAUAUUUUAUGAAAUUAUCUUACAGAAAAAGCAGAAUCAUAUCCUUGAAAAAUUAAAUCAUGAACAUGUGCAACAAAAGCAGAAGAAUAACAUGUCGUCAUACUAUAAUAAUGGAGUUUACAUCAUUUCUAAAGAUCAAAAGAAAAAAAGUUUGCUAAAGGAAAACGUCAGUAUGGAGUUGAACCAUGGGGAAAUAUUGUACAUUGCAAGAAGCAACAGUACAGAUGAAACUUCAAAGAAUGGAAAGGCUUCUAACAAUAACAGUGGUAGUAAUGGUUGUUAUAAAGGGGGUCAUAAGGAUUGCAGUAAGGACUAUGAUAAGGACUGCAAAAAGGAGGAGAGGAUACCCCUCGAGCAGUAUAAAGCAGACAUAGCUGAAGCAAAGAAAAAAAUAGGUGAUAACACGAAUGUAGUCCAUUUUGAAAUUGUUGAUAACGCAGAUAAUGCUGAUGACUACUCCAGAGGAAAAGAGUCUAAAGGGUUUGACGAACCGCAUGACGAUCUGCAGAAUGGUAGUAAGUUAGGUUCCAAUUUAUAUGGAGCAGCAUCUCAGACAAAUGAUGGAAAGAGAGAUACAGCAAAGGAUGAACAAAACACUGCCACUGGUAGUUCCGCUAACAGUGCCAUUAACAAGCGGAGCGGAGAGGGGAUUGUGAAGAGGGAGAAGAAAAAGAGCAACACACUAGAAAAGAAUUACCUUACAUUCAUUUUUGAGAAACUGAAAAAUAAUAAGUCCUAUUGGUUAAUACCAAUUAGCGUUCUUUCGUGCAUAUACUUGUAUUAUAAGAUGAGGGAAAGGGUUUCAAGCUUCAUGUACAACCAUUAUAUGAACAUAUCGAAAUAUUUUUCAAGUAUGUUUCUGGGAAAUAGCAUUAGUGGUGAUAAGUUAAUAUAUAAAGAUUACAAUCAUUUUUUUUAUAAUAUAAGUAAAAAUAAUAUAAAGGAAAUAUUAUUUAAUCCUACAAAUAAUACAUGUAGUUAUUUACUAAAUAGGAAUCAGCCAAAAAGUACAGGCAUGAUGAUGCUGAACCAUGGUAGAUUGGCCAUAGGGGGGAGUGCCAGUGCCUCUACCCCUACAGCUGUUACGUCUACUAUUUCCCCAGUUUCUUCAUCUGCUUCUACUUCGUCCUCAUCUGCUGCUAACAGUGGAAACAACACAUACACAAUUUACUACAAUGAUUAUAUUAUGAAAUACCUUCUUAAAAAUCGAUUGUACGAAAAUGUAGAGAUGAGAGUGGACGAAAAAGUGUUGAAGAACUCCCUUUUCGAUAUCAUUAAGAAAAAUAUAAUUGAUAUAGUAACGUAUAGUUGUUCUCUACUAACUUUUUAUUACAUAUAUGAAAAAAGUACGUCCCCCAUAAAUAAUGAUUGUUACUCUUUUGAUAGAACAAACCAAAUGGAGUCAUUAAACGAAAUAGUAUUAAAUGAAGAAACGAAAAAAGAUAUUAAAGCUGUUUUGUUCUUUUUAUUAUAUCCAAAAAUAUUUGAAGAGAAUGACGGAAUAAGUUGUAACACUAUAUUAUUUACUGGUGAUACAGGUACUGGAAAAAGUUUACUUGCCAAAAUUAUAGCAAAGGAACUAAACUAUGAUCUUGUUCACUUAUCCGGAUCUGCUUUUAUAGAGUUAUAUAUAGGUAAUGGUGCAUCUAAAAUUAGAAAUUUAUUUAAAAAAGCAAAAAAAAAUAAAAAAUCUGUAGUUAUAUUUAUAGACGAAAUUGAUAGUAUAGGACUAAGUAGAAGUAUGAAUGAUGUUUCCAGUAAUCAAAAUCAUGAAUACACACAAACUUUAAAUCAGCUACUAGUUGAGAUUGAUGCGUUGCAUGAAUACAAUAGGGAACAGAUGCAGGUAGCAUCCGUAGUACCCGUAGCAUCUAAAUAUGGAAAAAGUAGUAGCAUAUAUGGUCGAAGUGGAAGAAGUAGGAGAAGUGGAAACGUACUAAUUCAUUUAAAAAAUAAAAUUUUAGACGAUUCGAAUAGCGAAAAUGAACUUGAUUUUAAGGAAAAAGAGGAUGGAUACGAUAUAUUACAAUAUUACUUGAACAAUAAUUUAAGUUUAUUAGAUAUUGAAGAUAUAUUUAACCUAAAGAGAUAUAAAAGGAAAAAAUUUAUUUUAUUUAUUGGUGCCACGAAUAGAUACAAAAACCUAGAUUCUGCUUUAAUUCGAUCAAAACGAUUUGACAAAAUUAUCCACUUUCAACUUCCCAAUUUGUUUACUCGAAGGAGGUUAUUCGAUCUCUACAUACAGAAAUAUGCCACAGGAAAAAACAGUAAUUUAACACGAACGUAUGAAACUACUACUAAUGCAUCUACCGAUACUAAUGUAAACGUAAACAGCACUUGUUGGGAUGGAAGCAACAACAGUAAGAUGGGAAAUAUAUGCAUGAGUGUUGCUCCCAUGGAUAGUGGCCUAUUAGCUAGCGAAAUAAGUACACACUUAAAUAAUCUGGAAAAAAUUUCACGCCAAAAGAAAGAUAAUCUAGUGGAAUACAAUACAUUUGAAGAUAAAUUUGGACCAUAUCUUGGUACUCCUCCAAUUAGUACUCUUCCACUUGGUUCCCUUCCCUUUGGGGGGAAAGACAAGUACAACAGAUUGCUCAGCUCACUUAGCCGUAGAGAAGACGAUCGCUCAGGUGGUAGCACCAUCGACACGUUCACUCUGUCAAUCCUUAGCUAUCUCUUUAAUUGUGCAGAUAUAGAUCAAUUGGUUUACUCCAUUAAGGUUAGUAGUUUAAUGAAAAGCAAUGUAACAACAGGAACACCAUUAAAAAGUAGUUAUUCGAAAAAUAUUUUUUAUUUACAGAAUAACAUGAACACUAUUAUAUUUGAAAAUCUGUUGUCAGUGCUCCACAAAAAGUUUACUUACGAUAAUUACGCAGAGAAAAUUUUUUGCCAAGGUGAUUACGAAGAAUUGACUCCAUCAAUUAAUUUCAAAUUACUCAAUAGUACGCUUUCAGAUAUAAAUUUUGAAGAAUAUUUAAAUCGAUUUAUAAAUUUCUGUAAUAAAGAAUUGGAAAAAAAAAUAGGAGAAAAUACUGCUAUACCUAGUAAAAAAAAGACAAACAAAAUUUCUUUUAACGACUUGUUGUUCUUUUACGAUUUAAAAGAAAUGAAAAGAAAAGUAUGGGGAGUUGGAGGAGACGACGAAGAUAUAGGUUCAUUGCAAAACAAUUUUUUCGGGAAUACAAAAUUUUCUAAGCAAAGCAAAAGCUACCACCUUUUCCUCUUGUGGAAAGCUAUUGAGUGUUUCUUCACCACUCUGCAUGUAAACUAUAAGAAGAUAAUAUGA